GUGGACCGCUGCCCUCCGCAGAGCACCAGCGAGCUGCUAGGCUUCGGUAUCUGAGGGGAGAGGUAGUGACAAUCUGAGAGGUCCAGGACAUCCAGGCUGCGGUGGUCACGGUACCCGGAGGUGCCGACGGAGAGCUGACCGACUCCCCCUCCCCUCGCUAGGUUUCCGCCACCACAAUGAAGGCUAUCAGCCCGGUGCGGUCCGUCCGGAGCUGUUACGAGGCCGUUUGCUGCCUCUCGGAGCAGAGUUUGGCCAUCGCCCGAGGGGGCAAUAACAAGAGCCUUUCCCUGGAGGAGCCCAUGAACUUGCUGUAUGAUAUGAACGAUUGUUACUCCAAACUUCGGGAGCUGGUGCCGGGCAUCCCGCAGGGCACCAAAGUGAGCCAGGUGGAGAUCCUCCAGCAUGUUAUCGACUACAUCUUCGAUCUCCAGAUCGUGCUGGAGGAGGGGGGUGGCAAGGGUCGCGACACCUCCUCGGAAGCCACUCUGUUGUCUCUCAAGGCGGCCGGGCUGGCAUCGGAACUCUGCGCCAAAGACGAGAGAAGUUUGUGUCACUGACGGCUGGUCCUGCAGCAAACAGCGGCGAGCGGCGGUUCCUGGUUCGUUAUCAGCCGGAGGUAAAUAGCAGCUUCCUCCGCGGCGCCGGGCUGUCUGCGACCUACCGGCCCCGGCAUCGUCUCCCCCGGGCGCGGGGAGCGGCUGGUCCCGACCCCCCCGUAUCCCUCCACCGCCAGCAUCUCCACCUCUCCAUGGAGAGCAGCGUCCCGGCUUGAGCAGGACUUUGGACCCGAAACUGCAGGAGCUCUCUCCGACAGACUGAUGAAGAGGCGGCUGUCUGUAUAUGUUUGGAUUUUAUAAGGUGUUUGAAGGGGAUUUGGGAGGGGUGGGUGGAUUUUAGGGGGGUUUUGGGGAGGGAGGGGUCCAUCCUCGAGUAUGAACCAAACUCUCUGGGGCCACGGCCUCGUUGUAUUGUGGAGCUCUAUACUAGAGUAUAACGUUUGUGCACCUUUUGUGCAGGAAGGUGAAUUUCUGCCAACAGGCUUCGUACUUGUACUUGCUUUAUAAACUUUUUAUAAAAGUUACGUUUUUACAGGAGAAUAAUAAAA
Messenger RNA from Pogoniulus pusillus (Red-fronted tinkerbird), 1105 nucleotides. It is a transcript of the gene ID3, whose product is annotated as inhibitor of DNA binding 3. Bases 177 to 557 code for a protein of 126 amino acids. Gene Ontology annotation, cellular component: nucleus; cytoplasm. The transcript has 3 exons. Gene Ontology annotation, molecular function: transcription regulator activity; protein dimerization activity. Gene Ontology annotation, biological process: negative regulation of transcription by RNA polymerase II; circadian regulation of gene expression; cell differentiation. The record is from RefSeq and is a predicted model, not a curated record. NCBI's taxonomy places the organism in Eukaryota, Metazoa, Chordata, Aves, Piciformes, Lybiidae.